UCAUCAGUCUACACUUUGAAAGCUUCUCGGUUCUGUUAAAGUUGUCCAGGAUGAAGAAAUUCAAAUUCUUCCUCCCAGCUAAAGAAAAGCUGCAGGAAGAAGCAGGAGCAGCAUCUCAGGAGGAUCUGGUGAUGGAAUUUAUGCCUGAGGAAGAGAUUGAGCUGAUUGAUCUGGAACUCCCGGAGGAGCAGGAGGAGGAGUCUCUGGAUAAGAAGGAGGAGCUCGACCUCCUGAAAUCUGUGAUGGAGGAGGAUGAAGAGGAGCAGAUGCAGAAGUCUCCGGAGGAGUACGAACAUGAACUAAUGGAGUUCCAGCAGGCAUACACAUUGCAAAUGCAGGAGCUCCAGGAGAAGGAGACAGAAUUAAUGAUGAAGCUUAAGCAGAAGAAGACAGAAUUAGAUAAGAUGCUUCGGCAGAAGGAGAAGCUCUACAUCCUGGAACCUGUGAUGGAUGAAGAUAAAGAGGAGGAGUUGGAAUAUGAAAUGAUGGAGAUGGGGGAUGAUACGUUUCAGCAGGCAGCCAGAAAGAAAAUGCUGAAGCUCCAAAAGAAGGAGGCAAAUAUCAUGAUGAAGCUUCAGCUGAAGGAGGAGAAAUUCCUAAAGAGGCUCCAGGACAAGGAGGACAGAGAAAUACAGAAGCUUGAGAAAAAAAUGUUGAAGAGGCUGCAGAAGAUUCAGGAACAGGAGGAGAAAGCAGCAGCUAAGAAGAGCACCUGCACCGCCAGCAAAGAGAGUAGCUUCUCCAGGGCCAAGAGAAGACUGAGUGGGUUGUUGAAAAAAAUAUUCUCCAGAAAGAAGUAGAGGGAGAGGAGGAGGAGGGGUAAAGAAGAAGCUCAGGAUGAAAUAUGCUGAAGCUCCAGAUUUAAAAGGAAAAAAGAUGUUAAUCUUUAUUAAAAGGUAGAGACGCAGGAAGAGACAAAGGUGGAGCUCCAGGCGCUGAACCCGUGCAAACAGUGCCGGAGACCGGGUCGCUCCAGGUGUUGAACCCGUGCAAACAAUGCCAGAGAGCGGGUCGCUCCAGGUGUUGAACCCAUGCAAACAGUGCUGGAGAGCGUGUCGCUCCAGGCGCUGAACUUGGGCAAACAGUUCCAAAACUUGUCAUACAGUGUUUACCAAAAGAGUUUAUGAAGUUCUAAGCGUUACAAAGCGUUUGGAACAC
Molecule: messenger RNA, 1158 nt
Organism: Astyanax mexicanus (Mexican tetra)
Lineage: Eukaryota; Metazoa; Chordata; Actinopteri; Characiformes; Acestrorhamphidae
Product: golgin subfamily A member 6-like protein 7
Exons: 2
Coding region: 51-800 (249 amino acids)
Source: RefSeq, a predicted model, not a curated record